This is a messenger RNA of Vicia villosa (hairy vetch), 3777 nucleotides long. RefSeq lists its product as uncharacterized. The coding region runs from base 1 to 3777 and encodes 1258 amino acids. Lineage: Eukaryota; Viridiplantae; Streptophyta; Magnoliopsida; Fabales; Fabaceae. The transcript is spliced from 2 exons. The record is from RefSeq and is a predicted model, not a curated record. Gene Ontology annotation, molecular function: catalytic activity.
AUGAAAAUAGUUAGCUGGAACUGUAGGGGGUUAGGGAAUCCUCGUACAGUUCGAGCCUUGUUAAGGCUCAACCGUCUGGAAAAUGUCGAUGUAUUACUCGUUAUAGAGUCUCGUCUCAAGAAUGAUGAAGUGCUGAGCAUUAAAAUAAAGUCUGGUUUUGCAGAAGUCUAUGUGGUUGAAUGUAAAGGGACCGGAAAGGAUAGGGCUGGUGGUCUUAUCAUGUUCUGGAAAGAGAAGUUUCAAAUUAGCAUCCCAUCUUCCUCGUUAAAUCAUAUUGCUGGAUCGAUGAUUGAUGAUGAGGAUGGUCAGAAGUGGAAUCUCUAUGGCAUUUAUGGCUAUCCGGAAGAACUGAAUAAGAGAAAGACGUGGCAUUUGAUUCAAACUUGUUUUGGGGAAGAAGGUGACAAAGCAACCAUUUUUGGGUUCCUGAAUGACAUACUGUGGGAUCAUGAGAAGAGGGGUGGCAACAGUAGAACAACUAGCCAAUUUUUGUGGGGAAGGACUGCUGUUAAUUCAUGUGGGUUAGUGGACCUGGGGUUUGAUGGUUAUCCCUUUACUUGGACUAACGGAAGGAUAGGGGCUGAUAACACUCAAUGUCGCCUUGAUAGAGAGAUGGCUUCUAAUAGUUUCAUCAACAGGUUCUCUCCUAUUAGAUUCUAUCAUCUUUCAAGGUUUCACUCUGACCAUGCUGCUAUCAGCAUUUCCCUCGAAGCUGAAAAUACUCAGAACACUGACAGAAGGAAGCGUCCUCACUUGUUUCGUUUUGAGGAGGUGUGGAGCAAAGAUCCUAGGUGUGAAAAAUUUGUUGACCAGCUGUGGAAUGAUUCCAGCACCAGGGGCUUCAAUAUGUUUAAAAAUUAUGUGGAGACAAAGGAGCAGGGCUUUGUGUCUAAAGCAUGGAGUAGGAACUCUAAAUUCUUUCAUGUAAAAGCAAAUCAGAGACGUAAGACAAAUGCUAUAAAGAAGAUAAAGGAUGAGAAUGGGCAUUGGUGGAGAGGCCAAGAGAAUUGCGAACGUAUUCUGGUUACUUAUUUUGCUGAUAUCUUCUCUUCUACCUUUCCCACUAACAUUGCUGAGGUUUGUAAAGUUGUGGAAGGAAGACUCACGACUGAACACAUAAGGAUCUGUGAAGAGGUUUAUACGGCUGUAGAGGUUAAAACUGCUUUAUUCCAAAUGCACCAUUUGAAGGCACCUGGGCCGGAUGGGUUACCUGCCCUCUUUUAUCAAAAGUUUUGGCACAUUGUGGGACACGAUAUUUGCAAACUUGUUAUGGACAUCCUCAACAACCAAAAACACCCUGGCAUCAUUAACAACACCCAUAUAGCCCUUAUUCCCAAGUGUAAAAUUCCAGCCAAACCGAAGGAUUUUAGACCCAUCAGCCACUGCAAUGUGGUGAUGAAACUGGUGUCGAAGGUGAUUGCUAACAAGUUAAAGCUCUUCCUUCCGGAAAUCAUCGAUGAAGAGCAGAGUGCUUUCGUCAAAGAUCGUUUGAUUAUGGAUAAUGCUUUGAUUGCAAUGGAAUGCUUCCAUUGGAUGAAAAAGAAGGUGAAGGGAAAGAAAGGUAUCAUGGCCCUAAAACUUGAUAUGUCUAAGGCCUACGAUAGGCUUGAAUGGAAUUUUAUUGUGGAGGUUUUAACUUCUAUGGGCUUCCCUAGAGCGUUGGUGGAGCUGAUAGAGAAGUGUAUAACCUCGGUGUCCUACAAAGUGCUGAUCAAUUGUGUCCCAAGCAGAAGUUUCACACCGGAGAGGUGUCUCCGUCAAGGCGAUCCACUCUCUCCUUACCUUUUUAGCUUGUGCGCUAAUGUUUUUUCAGGUAUGAUAAAGAAAGCGGCCAGGAAGAAGGAGGUCUAUGGAAUUAAGGUUGCGCGAAAGUCUCCCAUGAUCACACACCUAUUCUUCGCUGAAGAUAGUCUUCUUUUCGCUAGAGCCAACCUGGAGGAAGCAAAUCGAAUCAAGGAGAUUCUCCAAAUCUACGAGCGUGCUUCAGGUCAAGUGGUGAAUUUUAACAAGUCAGAAGUGUCCUUUAGCAAGAAUGUGGGGGAUGUCACUCGAGCCAAUAUCCGAAAUGGCUUAAGUGUCAGUUCUGUCCCUAAUCAUUCAAAGUACCUUGGGUUGCAAGUCAUUUUUGGGAGAUCAAAUAAGGUAGUUUUCUCAAUGGUGGUGGAGAGGGUGUGGAAAAAGAUUAAAGGUUGGAAAGAAAAGUUUCUAACAACUGCAGGGAAGGAAAUUCUCAUAAAGGUUGUCGCGCAAGCUAUCCCCACGUACGUGAUGAGCUGCUACAAAUUACCAAUUUUAGUUUGCAACGAGAUAGAAGCUUUGAUUGCCAAUUUUUGGUGGGGAGCAAAGAAAGGGGAGAGGAAGUUGCACUGGCUAAGUUGGGAAAAUAUGGCUAAGGCGAAGAGCUUUGGUGGGUUGGGUUUCAGGGGAAUCAGUGACUUUAAUUUGAGUCUUCUUGGGAAACAUUACUGGAGAUUACUGUCACAGGAAGAAUCGUUGGUGGGAAAAGUUCUAAAAGGAAGAUAUUUCCCUAGGGGCUCUAUUGACACUUGUGAUGUUGGCUACAGCACUAGCUAUGCUUGGAAAAGCAUUAUGGGAGCGAGAGAAGUGGUGCAAAAGGGUGCUAGAUGGAGAAUAGGAAACGGAGAAAAGGUGAAGAUCUUAAAGGACAGCUGGAUUCCGGGCAAUUACGAGUUUAAACUUUUGUUUGGAGCAAGUAAUGUUGGAGAGGAGGAUCGUUUCAGUGAUCUUAUUGACAAAGAGCUUAGUGUUUGGAAAAGAGAGGUUAUUUUGGGCAAGUUCUCUGCUGAAGAUGCUAAGAAGAUUGUUAGUAUUCCUCUUUCAAGGCUACCAAACGAUGGCAAGCUGGUGUGGCAUUUCGAAAAGAGUGGUAAGUUCUCUGUCAAAUCUGCGUAUCAUGCCACGCGUUCGCACAAAGCUUCUCCCAUUCCUGGCCCCUUUGUUCUGGCUUUCCAGAGGCUCUGGAAAUUGAUUUGGAAGGCGCCUAUUUAUGCAAGGCAACAAAAUUUUCUCUGGCGUGUGCCUAAAAACAUCCUUCCCACGAGGGGGAAUCUUGUAAAAAAAGGUAUGACCAUUGACUCUUCUUGCCCCUUCUGUUCUUCUGGGAUUGAGAAUGUGCACCAUAUUUUUAUGGAUUGUCACUUUGCGAAACAAGUCCUUUUUGCUUCUUCCAUUGGCUACCGUAUUCCCCCUUGUCUAGACGUGAACCAGUGGAUCCAAUCUGUUUUGGGGUGUGGUGAUGCUCAUAGUGCUCAGGUAAUUUUUGCUUGCCUCUACAAAAGCUGGGCUGCUAGGAAUUUAGUGGUGUUCCAAGGAAAAUCUGCUUGUCCUAUAGCAGUCGCAGGUGGUGGUUUUGACUGCAUGCAGGAUUAUAUUAGAUGGCCUCCUGAUUCUGUUGGGAAGAAAAUUCCUUCUGCCGGAAGGACCAAUGUCACAUAUCCCCAUGAUGUCCAUUUUGUGCAGGUGGAUGCUGGCUUCACGGAGGAAGGAGACACGGUAUUUGAGUGUACUUUCAAGGACCCUUUCAGUAAGGUGAUGUUGGCUGCCAGUAAGAAGGACCAGAUUAUGGUCGAUGCUAGUCUUGCUGAACUCAUGGCUAUUAGGUGGUGUAACCUAUUAGCAGAUGACCUUAGAAUGGACAAGAUAGUGUUCCAAUCAUAUGCAUUGGUGGUUGUUGACUGCAUCAACUCUAUCUCUAGCAACGCUUCCCUCGAGCCUAUCGCAGCAAAGUGUAGGAUGCUUUUGCGUAAUUUCUCUUAG